GCUGCAGCAUCAGCGGACAAUAAGAAGAGAAGGCCGGGCAGCUGCGCCCCUCCAGCAGCCGCAUGUUCCCGCACACCGGUAACAGUUAGCCCGUGAGAAAAGCGCCGCUGAAUGUAGGAGAUAUUCACCUUUUGUGGCUUAGCCGCUUAUCAAAAACGGAUCUCCUCACCAGAGCGCUCGUUUAAAAUUCUGCUGGCUGAAAUCACUGCAAGCUAGCAGCAACAUCACUUGGCAGUAGGUUACAGGGGAGACGUGUUCCUGUGAGCUGAGCUGACCACCACGUACAUUCCUCCGUUCGCUGGAUGACAAAUGCCAAGCCUACGGAUGGAUAUUUUAGUCGGAGCGGGGGGGAUCACAGGAAUGCGCGUGCCGCUGUUUGGGAAAAACUGGUUGUGAUGUUUAACUGCUGCUAAGACAUUGACUGUGAAUCUAGUGUGUUCUUGCAGUUGGCACAAUCAAGGUGAAGGCAGCUAGCCCAUUAGCUCUCGAGCUAUCCGGGUAGUGGGACAGGGAACAGAAAACGCAUUGAAUGGGUUUGAUAUCGUUAUUGUUCAAAUGAAAAAGCAAAGCACAUGAUAAGCGUGCACACUUUUUCUUUGCAAGCUGCACUUCCUUAUUGGACAAUAGUGCUUGUCACUGAAAAAGGAGCGGAUGCCAGGGGAUGCUUGAUAGUAUUCUGGGGGAAACUUGACAUAUCUAUGAGAAUUUUAUUAUAGAGCUUUUUUCCCUUUUACAUCCGCUGAAUAUUUUAAUAUUAACCCCCCUGUCAUAUUAGUGAGUGACUACUCAUGAUCGGUGCCAAGCAAUAUUGUCCUAUCAUCACUACAUUAAACUCGUACUGGCAGCCUAUUUCUUUACCCUCAAAAUACACCUGCUUCGUUCAGGUCCUUUAAAUUGAGUCUUCUAUCAGGUUCUUGCAAACACAUGGGUCUUACAGAGCGCUGGUAGCUUAAAUCAUAGUGGAUGCCGAUGCUCUGGACGGACAGAUGAUGAUGGUGAUGAUUCAUUCACACACUACGGGAAUAUGAGGAAGUUACUCUCGGCUUGACCGAGCACACGGCUCCGCGUUCACGAAAUCCAUGCUAUUCCCGAUGAUUAAAUUAUUACUCGGCGGCUAUUUGAUGAUCAGCAAACGAAAGCCACCUCUCCUCGGGUUGCCUGUGAAGUCGAGCUGACAGAAGCUGGUAGGGUUUGUUUGAAAGGCUGGAGCAGGGUGUGACCGCACUUCGUUUAAAUGUUACAUGCCGCACUGUAUAUAUCAGCGAAGCUCACUAUGAACGCAUCUUGGAAUUUCUACGUCAAUCCGUGCGGAUGACGCCGCCACCGCCAACGUUCGAAAACAAAACGUCGCUGAGGCAAAAGUUCCUUUUUCAAAUUCUUUCGGCUAAAGAGAAGGUCUGUUAGCCAUGUAGCUGGCUGCACAUGACGGGCUGGACUUCUCCGACUAAUGUCUAGGGUGUCGAAUAUUUUUUUUUAGUCUGUGUUGUGCGUGGAAGUGUAGAUGUAUAGUGCAGUUAUUUUAGCUUCGUCGUGACUGUUUCUAGUUGCUAUGGCAUUUUUAAACGGCCCCAGACUGCUGGACUGGGGAAACUCUCCUCCACACUUACAGUUCAACAAAUAUGUCCUGACUGGCUAUAGACCCAUCUCCUCCGUCCAGGAGUGUAUCAAGAGUCUCUUCUAUCUGCACAAUGAGCUGGGGAACAUCUACACACACGGAAUCCCUCUGCUCUGUUUCCUGGUGCUGCUCCCCCUCAACAUCCCUUGGUCACAGAUCAGCGCGAUGUGGCUUGGCGUUGUGCACUUCCUAGCCUGCCUGUCACCGCAGCUGGGCUCAGUGGUCUACCACCUCUUCAUGAACCAUAAGGGCGGCGAGCCUGUCUACCAAACCCUGCUCACGCUAGAUAUGUGUGGAAUCUGCAUGAUCAACACGCUAGGAGCUCUGCCCAUCGUGUACAGCACUCUUCUCUGCUACCCCUUCACCCGCACAGUGGCUCUGCUGAUAUACAUCCUGCUCUCCAGUUACGCCAUCUACUGUGCCAUCACAGCACGCAGCAGAGUGCGGCGUCUGCGUUCCUUCGCCUGGCAGGCACUUUUCCGCUUCUCGUUUUUCCUUCUGCGCUGGAUAGGUUUGGGCGGAGGGAGUCCCUCCUCACUGCGUCACUUCCUCACCAUGGAUGCACUCGCUGUGUUGGGCGGUGUCAUCAAUAUCACACGAAUCCCCGAGCGGUUCCGCCCGGGCCUGUUUGACUACUGGUGCAACAGCCAUCAGAUCAUGCAUGUGCUGGUGGUAGUGUCAAUACUGUACCUACACUGGGGGGUGCGGGACGACUUAAUAUGGAUCAACACGUAUCACUGUCCCUCAGACUGACAGUGGCCCCUGCCGGUCUGGAAUCAAGGGUAAUAAGGCGUGAGGACCUCUUUUAGUAAUAACAUGUUUGGGAAUGCGAUGUAAUUGGGAAAGAAUGGUUUGGGGUCGGGGGAGGUUGUUGUGCUUUGUAUAUAACUGUGUGCACGAAAGUCUAUAAGAAGUGUUUUACAUGUUUUUGUUUUUUUUAGGAGACACCAGUGCCAGCUUUGACACACAUGCUUGUUUGUGCCAUCAGUAGCCAGAAUGUACAUAUCCGUGUUUGUAUAAACAUUGGCUGUGCAUGGCACUGUUUAGACCUGCUAGCUCAAACAAAGCUCAUUUGUUUUUUGGUUUGAGACCUACACAUUUUAUAGGCACACACACACACACACACACACACAUAUGGGGUCUGACGUUAUUUGAUGUCAUAUGUUCACCAGCAUUUAAAGCAUUUAUAACCACUAAAUUUAGUUGUAGUUGAAUAGUGAAAGACAUGAUUGAGCCCUUAAAUGAUUGGGUCUCAAAAAGCAAGGUUUAACAAAUCACAUAAUCAAAAAUUUCUUGCAAAAAAUAGCAUGACUUUUGUGAAAACUAAUUAUGGUUUGUCUCUUCUCAAUUUUGCUGGUGAUACAAACAAAGACCAAUGGUGCAGAAAUGAUGUAUGCACCACCAAAUUUCAACGUAUUACUCUAUUGCAGACUAUGCAGCAUAUCAAAUGUAACAUCAGUGCUAACACCACACACAUACACACAGCAACAUUUACUGGAAAUACUUGAGUUGACUUUACUUGUUACAUCACACUCUUUUUGUUGUUGUUCUUUUUUUUUGUGCCGUCUCCUUUUGUUCAGGUCCAUAUUUUUCACAGUCUCACCCUGAUACCUGUAAGUGAAGGGUGAAGGGGUCAUUCCUUGGUUUGCUCAUUGCCUUGAGCUUUAUAUUUUUACUGGGUGGUUAAAGUUGCUGAGUGCCUGUUUUAUGUCUUAGUGCCCUCUGUGACUUUGAUCAUGUUUGUUAUAUAUUCAGUACCUGUGACUUUAAUAAUACCUGGGCAACAUUUUACCCUACCUGCAGAAGAUAUUUUCUCUGCUGUGCUGCCGAAAAGUCAAUUCAGCCUUGUACACUUAUGGUUUUAAUAUCCUAAUCUGUAGUUUGAAAGAUUGGAUUUUGUACCACUCCAAAUUAGAUUUAAUUACUUUCUGACUUUUAACCUCAAUAUAGGGAUGCACGAUAUUGGAUUUUGGCCGAUAUUCGAUAUGCCGAUAUUUUCUAAAUAAUUUUGGCCGAUGCCGAUACCGAUAUCGAUAUAUAUACAAAUAUAUACUGAUAUAUUUACAAAUAUAUACUGAUAUAUUUAAACUUUAAUUUUACUGAAGAGAAAUCCAUGUAUCUCUUCUGUACUGAUUCUACCAUAAAUUUAUUAUUUUACAAAUGUAGACAGACAUUCACAUCUGAAAAACAGGUCAAUUAUUUCACUUGGAGAAUAUCGGUUUGGCUCAUCGGCAGAAAUAUUCAUAUCGGCCGAUACCGAUAAUGGUCAUUUUAAGCUUUUAUCGGCCGAUACCGAUGUUGUGCCGAUAUUAUCGUGCAUCCCUAUCAAUUAUCUAUGUAACCUUGGAUUCAAGACGAGGCAAAUUAUUUUCUUAAUGGCGUGCUGUUUGGACAAAGGCUUUAAUUCUCUGCUGGCCAUCUUCACCCACUGCGCACCUGAUGUUCCCGCUCCUCAGAUGUGGCAGAUGAAUAUUAGACCAAAUUAAUGAUUAUCUAAAUCCCUAGUAAUAGGAUGAACUUAACUGAAUAUAAUUCAUAAUGGCCCCUUAGAUUUUUAAGAAAAGUUGCCAAAAGACUUUAGCUUUAACAGAGCUGUUUGCAGUUGCUUAACCUUUAUAUCUACUUUAGAGUGUGAUUCAUGCAAACUAAACCAGUUCGUAAUGCAGAAUGCACUAUGGAGAUGGUCACAUUGUUCCAAAUGGGCUGUAUUUAUGCAGUUUUGCACAUUUGGAUUUGUUACCUUAGCACACUUAUGCACUACUAAGCGGAACAAACCAAGGAUGACUCUUCUAGCCCUUCCAACCUCACUAGUCUUAAAGAACAACAAACAAACAUCACGAUGUGAUAGAUUCACUGACACUAUCGCAAUGUAGCUUUUAGAAUAAACAUCAGUGAGGCCUGUUGUUCAUUUCAAUUACCUUCACUCUGUGUCAUAGCCAUUAUAUUUAUUAUAUUUAAGAUUAAGCUUUAACAUUUGGCAAUGUUUGAAGAUUAUUUAUUUUAAUACUACUACUACUGUUUUUAUUUUUAUGAUUAUUUUUUUAUAUAUAAAUUAUUUGAACCAGGUGGGGAUCACGCAUCUUUACACAACCAGAAUACUCUAAUAUCCUCUAGCAGAGAUCAGACCUAUUAGUGUAGAAUCAGUGCAUGUUAGGUCGAAUGUUGCUCAGAUGUAUCUGACAAACUCUUACACAUACUCAAUGCCAAAUUAAAUGUUUGGUGGCCUCAGGAGUCCAGCCCUGAUCUUAGAAGACCAGGGUGGUUUUAAAAACAAACCACACCACAAGUCCCUCAGAACAGGGAAGGUUUACCCCAACCCCUUUAAUGCUAUUAAAUGACAAACAUUUGACUCUGAAAUCAAGUGGUGCAUGGAAAUACUAGUAAACCAAUCCCCUUAAAACACAACAUGCAAUUGCUAAUGCUUGUGCAAUGCAACCCCUGACAUAUGUGCUUAAUGUGCAGUAACAGAGCUAAUGCAUCAAAUAUAUAUUUGUCUUCAGAAAUGGAAUGAAAUCACAUGAGCAGCCCAGAGGCAAUACAAACAUAUCAAUUAAUUAACUGCACUGUUUAUUUAUUUUUUACCAAAAGGGCUUUGGAUCAAAGUGAAAACCAGUUAAGAACUUUAAAGUCCAUAUAGGUAACGUAAAUACCUGUAUGAAGACUGUAUAUGCAUAAAAUGCAAGUGGCAUACAUACUGACAUUUUUAUAUAUUCAUAUUAAUAUUUAGUGAAACAAUGUUAUAGGAAAAUAUAUUGAAUGUUAAUAUAUUUCGUCUGAUAGAGUGACACUCAAUAAGGAUUGUCCGAUUUAAUCUCAAAGGCAUUAAAGAUUUGAUCAUUCUGUAACUGUAAAAAGCUAAAAUUGCGACAUCACAAUGACAGACCUGGCAGGAGAGUUAACAAUGCUAUUAGAUUAUUUAGUAGGGUUAACGCCAUAAUAAUACGUCUGUACUACUAUGAUGUCAUUAUGUCUUUAAUAUGGUCGUUGGUUUUUAAACUGUUUAGAAGUUGCUGGCGAAAUCUCUUUUUUACAUUCAGAAUAGUACAGAGAUGUUUUGGUUUGGGGUCCUGAUAUGUUAUUACCUCUGAAACCCACUGGAUAACUAUGCAUAAUCGAAAUAUGUACAUAUAUAUACACAAACACGUUUGUACAUGUCAAUUUCAAAAACAAGAUGUUUUACCAGUCCUGAAAAGAAACAGCUCUGUGUGUUCACACCAACGUGUUUUGCUCAGACCAUGCCAUCCUGGGGUUUCCUCUUCUCAGGGUGCCCUGUCAGUGCUCACUUGCACUGAGUGACCUCAACAACUUUUCUUUUAAUCCUGUUAGGUCUUCUUUGCUUGUCCUGGUUAAAAUCGAGGACUGACUGAUAAGUUGUAUGUUUUUAAGGGCAAAGGUCGUGAUGGCUUGUCAGUCAUCAGGCAUUUGGACCGUGCAUCCUUCAAGAUGCAUAUUGCCUUUAUGGGGCCGAAUGUGUCCAAAAAUGCUGAUCAAGGAUGUGUUUAUUCAUGUAGUUAGUUAGGUGAUGUGAGAAUGUGAAGAGCAUGUUACAGUGAGCCCUCAAGGAAAUGGAUUGCAUUAUAACCCAUGUUUUAGAGGAGGAACAAGAAUGAUAUUCUCAUGGAUGAUGUUCUCCUGUCUGUAUAUUCUAAUGUCCUGUGGUAUAAAUAUUAUGACAUGA
Molecule: messenger RNA, 6293 nt
Organism: Carassius gibelio (silver crucian carp)
Lineage: Eukaryota; Metazoa; Chordata; Actinopteri; Cypriniformes; Cyprinidae
Product: progestin and adipoQ receptor family member 4-like
Exons: 3
Coding region: 1550-2368 (272 amino acids)
Cellular component (GO): membrane
Molecular function (GO): signaling receptor activity
Source: RefSeq, a predicted model, not a curated record